Molecule: messenger RNA, 624 nt
Organism: Penicillium macrosclerotiorum
Lineage: Eukaryota; Fungi; Ascomycota; Eurotiomycetes; Eurotiales; Aspergillaceae
Exons: 2
Coding region: 1-624 (207 amino acids)
Source: RefSeq, a predicted model, not a curated record
AUGCGCGACUACUUGGAUUCAGCAGCCGAUGCCAGUGACAAUGCCCUAGCAGCGGACCACGAGAAUCCUGGAGCCACAUAUCAGACGAUUGCCAUUACUGGGCCAUAUUAUUUCUCGGACAAUGACACCACGCUUGAGUAUCAAACUUUCAGUGUGGAUCGGAAUGAUACAAGUGUUAUUGUUGUCACGAAAGAUGCCGAUGUGAACAUGACCCAUAUCGAUGUGGUCAAGAAUGGUUAUUCCUGCAGCCUCAACCAAGCCAGUUUCUUCGGGGCCAACGCAGCCAUGAGUGUAGCCAAUGCAUCGGUGGCGUACAUUGAUCAUUCCAACAUCACCACCCGGAAUGGCGCAGCCAAUCUCUAUGCCUAUGGAAGCGGGACUACAGUCACUAUUACUGACUCCGAUAUUUAUAGCUCCGGUCCCUGUGCCCAUGGGCUCUACGCCUCGGCUAACGGUACGAUCUAUACGUCCAAUGUCCGUCAGUAUUCGGGUGGUAUUCGCAGCUCGGCCUUUGCCGGGGACGGACGGCUGGAUAUCUGUACAUCCGUGACUCGGUGGCCCACACGGCUGAGCGAGGAAGUGCCAUCUUCUACAGCCUCGGGGAGUCUUAUGGUACCAACGUGA